Carcharodon carcharias (great white shark) is the source of this 1083-nucleotide messenger RNA. Its product is annotated as myeloid zinc finger 1-like. Lineage: Eukaryota; Metazoa; Chordata; Chondrichthyes; Lamniformes; Lamnidae. The transcript has 2 exons. The record is from RefSeq and is a predicted model, not a curated record. The coding region runs from base 71 to 829 and encodes 252 amino acids.
ACGACUGGGAGCGGCGGCGGGCGCAGCGGAGCCGGAGCCGGAGCCGAAAUUCCAGGGGGUCAGAGCCGGGAUGCAGCGAGCCGGUCAGACGCUAACGCCAGGAGCCCCGGGCGCCGGGAAGCCCCUGACCUGCCCAACCUGCGGGGACCACUUCAUGCGGCCUCACGCCCUGCAGCAGCACCAGCGCAUCCACGCCGGCCAGCGGGCACUGCCGGAGAUGAGCUUCACUCGGACGGCGGCACUGGGUUCCUUCCAGCUGUGCAACAACGGCGAGCGUUUCUCCGUCUGCGACGUCUGCGGGAAGGGCUUCACCGUGGCGGCUCUGCUGGCGCGGCACCAGGAGGCGCACACCGGCGAGGAGCCGCUCUCCUGUGGCCGCUGCGGGCAGACGUUCGCCCUGGCUGCCAACUACCGGCGGCACCGGCUCACGCACUGCCACAGCCGGGCGCACCUCUGCGGCGUCUGCCACCUCCGCUUCGGUGACCGCCAGCAGCUGGAGCUGCACUGCCGGCGACACGCCCUGCAGUUCUCCUUCGUCUGCCGGCGCUGCGGCCAAGGCUUCAGCCGCAGCCACUACCUGGACCGCCACGCCCGGCUGCACGAGGCCGAACAGACACCGCCGCCGGCGCCACCGUCCCCCCAGGGCCCGGCACCCGCCCCGGCUCCUGCCGCCGGCGUCGGCACCGCCCCCUCGCCCUCCUUCAUCUGCCACCUCUGCGGAGACAGUUUCGGCCGCUGGUGCAGCCUCCAACAGCACCGCUGCGCACAGCCUGAUCCCACCGGACGGCCGGAGGAGGAGCCAGGAGCAGCGGGAAGCCCCGACAAGUGAGCCAGAGGGGAGGCACCCGGUGGAAAGGGCAGGAGGAAGACUGAAGCUGGGCACGUCACCAGCUGCUCAUGCUCGGCGCCGACACUUCACCACCAGGGCCGAGCCGCAGAGGAGGCCUUUCAGCAAUGGGAAGGCCGGAGCGACCGGACUCAUCCGGAAUUUUGGGAGGCUGGAGGGGAGAAGGGUGUGUUGUCUGUGUGAAUUGUUCAAGGAUAGGACUCAAAUAAAGGCCAGAGUGAAGCGAUAGAGAUUUA